Capra hircus (goat) is the source of this 3435-nucleotide messenger RNA. It is a transcript of the gene GPR152, whose product is annotated as G protein-coupled receptor 152. The record is from RefSeq and is a predicted model, not a curated record. Gene Ontology annotation, biological process: G protein-coupled receptor signaling pathway. Bases 754 to 2178 code for a protein of 474 amino acids. NCBI's taxonomy places the organism in Eukaryota, Metazoa, Chordata, Mammalia, Artiodactyla, Bovidae. The transcript has a single exon. Gene Ontology annotation, cellular component: membrane. Gene Ontology annotation, molecular function: G protein-coupled receptor activity.
CCUCCUGUCCACUCUUGGGCCCAGGGGACCCUAAGCCUUUCCCUUUGGAAUCUUUGUUUCGGCUGCACCACAUGGCUUGCAGAAUCUUAGUUCCCCUACGAGGUAUUGAACCCCUGUCCCCUGCAAUGAAAGCGUGGAUCUUUAACCACUGGACCACCAAGGAACUCUGAAUCUCAAACUCUUGAACCCAGGAUACUGACAAAAAGGGAGCCUGCGAUGCUUUGACCAUUUGGGGUUGUUUUGUUUGGGCCGCACCAUGUAGCUGGAGGGAUCUCAGUCCCCCCACCAGGGACUGAACCCAGGCCCACAGCAGGGAAAGGCCAGGUCCUAACCAGUGGACCACUAGGGAUUUCCCAAGCGGUUUUUAAACUGUGUUCCCUGGAGUUCUAAGGGUGCUCUCCCUCCUUUAACCUGAGCACACCCUUUUAGUUCACAUAGGAGUUCUGCUAUAGUAUCUUAUUGAAAUGAAUUUGAAAGCCUCUGGCUUGGUCUGGGUGGACGCAGCGGGAUUCUGGGCAGCAACAUAAUUAGAGUCCUGGUGCCCACAUUCCUAUCUCAGACCUUGCAUAAGUUACCUUCCUCUGCACCUUUCUCUGCUUACCUGUAGGAUGGAUUGCAGGAAGACUAGGUAAGGUAAUCUCUUUAAAGUCUCUGGCAAAGGCUAACCACCCCAAAGUUGAUGAUGAUGGCCCAGAGAGGGAUAGCGACUUUCACAGAGAUGCUCAGCAUCCUCUCUCUCCUGUUCAGUCAUUCAUGCCUUCAUUGAUUCACCAGGUGCCCACUCCAUGUCCAGUCAGACACUGGGGACCCCAGAUAGACACAGCUAUGGAAGCCAGCCUGGGUGCCCCCGGCCACUGGCCCCGCACAGAGCUCGACGAUGAGGACUACCCUCAGGGCGGCUGGGACAUGGUCUUCCUGGUAGCCCUGCUGCUCCUGGGGCUGCCGGCCAAUGGGCUCAUGGCGUGGCUGGCUGGCUCGCAGGCCCGGCAGGGCGCGGGCACACGGCUCGCUCUGCUCCUGCUCAGCCUGGCUCUCUCUGACUUCCUGUUCCUGGCAGCAGCGGCCUUCCAGAUCAUGGAGAUCCAGCAUGGCGGGCACUGGCCACUGGGGACGGCUGCCUGCCGCUUCUACUAUUUCCUCUGGGGGGUGUCCUACUCCUCCGGCCUCUUCCUGCUGGCUACCCUCAGCCUGGACCGCUGCCUGCUGGCGCUGUGCCCUCGCUGGUACCCUGGGCGCCGCCCAGCCCGCCUGCCCCUCUGGGUCUGUGCUGGGGUCUGGGUGCUGGCCACCCUCUUCAGUGUGCCCUGGCUGGUCUUCCCCGAGGCCGCCGUCUGGUGGUACGACCUGGUCAUCUGCCUGGACUUCUGGGACAGCGAGGAGCUGCCGCUGCGGAUGCUGGAGAUCCUGGGGGGCUUCCUGCCUUUCCUCGUGCUGCUCAUCUGCCACCUGCUCACCCAGGCCGCCGCCUGCCGGCCCUGCCGCCGCCACCAGCCUGGGGCCCCGGCCUGCCGCGGCUUCGCCCGUGUGGCCAAGACCAUUCUGUCAGCCUACGUGGUCCUGCGGCUGCCCUACCAGCUGGCGCAGCUGCUGUACCUGGCCUUCCUGUGGGACUUCUACCCCGGCUACCUGCUCUGGGAGGCCCUGGUCUACUCUGACUACCUGAUCCUGCUCAACAGCUGCCUCAGUCCCUUCCUCUGCCUCCUGGCCAGUGCCGACCUCCGGGCCCUGCUGCACACCAUGCUCGCCUCCUUUGCAGCCGCUCUCAGUGAGGAGAGGCCGGGCAGCUUCAUGCCAGCUGAGCCACAGACCCAAGUGGACUCUGAGGAUCAGACGGUACCAGGGCCAGUGGCUGAGGCCCAGCCACAAGUGAACCCCACAGCCCAGCCACAAGUGAACCCCGAGGCCAAGCAGCAGGCGAACCCCGCGGCCCAGCCACGGGACGACAACGAGGGCCCACCCCAGCUGGAUUCUGGGGCCCAGUCACAGGCAAGCCCCAAGGCCCAGCCCCCCGGGCCCACUACCAGCUCAGCCCCCAGUGCCUGUGAGGAAGCUUCCUCCACCCCAGCCAUGGAUUCCACCCUAGAGGCCCCCGUGAACCUGGCCACACCUGCUGCCUCUGAGGGAGGAGGCCCCAGCAGCGCUCCCCGAGAAGAGGCCCCGGGCGCGGGCCCCACGUGAGGGCUCAGGAAAGUCCAGGCCCGCCAGGACAGCAGAAGAGCCGGGGGAGACGGAGGAACCAGCCCGUCAGAGAGGAGGACGGGUACCGUGGGGGAAGUUCGCGUGGAAAACCCCUACUGAGUCCCUUGGGCCUGGCAGACGAGGCUUGGGGGACGUGAACAUGAAGCAGCCAAAAUCCUGUACGGUUUGUUGAACGUCAUGUCCCUGGUCCCAGCAAGCUCUUGCAGACUUGGCCCCCACACAGUGGCCCAGCACCACCCCCCAAGCUACCACAGGUGAUGGUGUCCUUUGGGUUCGGCUCUCCAAUGCCCCCCAGACCCCACAGACAGCCUCCUCCUUAGCCUCAGUCCUGCAGGAGAAAGACGGGCAGGGCUACUUCCCCAGGCUUGAUCCUACCUUCCCUCGAUCCUUCCCUCCCUGCCCUCUUCCCUAUCCCGACCUCUCACCUGGAUACAAGGAGCCCAAGAGGAAGUUCCUACAGUGAAGGGAGGCAUGCGGGAGCCACUGGGAGCCCGGGGCCUUAGCGGCCCACAAGCGGACUCGGCAGCCUUCUCCUCCAGUCCCCUACCCCACAGGCAGUGAGGCUGGGGCCGGACUUCCUUCAGCAAGGUGGUGAGCACAGAGGCGAGAGCGGGCAAGACUGGAUUCCAAUCCAGCUCCGGGUGACUCUGGACAAGCUGCUUCACCCUCCGAGCUCCUGUUGCAUCUGGCAUCGUGAGGAUUAAAUGAGAAGAUGUGUGAGGUGCUGGCAGGAACUGGCACACAGAAGGGGCUCAGUGAACAGAUGCUUCGUAGACAUCCAGGGAUGCAGGGGCUGGGGAUGAUGGAAGGAGGGCACACCUGGCCGGAGCACCCGGGAUCCUGUGAGCUUCCGGGCAGAUCAGCGCGCCCAUGACCAGCUCUGGGCUGCAGAUGGCCAGGCGGCCUGAGAGAGCUUGGGGCCACCUCUGUGCCUUGGGCAGCUCCAGGGGACUUCAAGGUCUGCUACGUUUGAGGGUUCAAUGAGUGUUCCCCUGCCCAGCCCCCACCAAGGAGGAGGCACAGAGUGCCCUGGUCCUGCCUCUGCCUCAGCCCCUUCCAUACUCUCAGCCCAGAUGCAGAGAUGGGAAGAUGUCCCAGCAGAGAACUCUGGGAACCAGUGGCUCUAGGGACAGCACAGGCCCCUUGGAGGUCACACGGUGUCUCCAAGCAGAGCCAGCCUUCUUCCGUCUCCAGCUGCAGACCCUGCAAGAAAAACUAGGAAGUGCUGAAGUUCUA